Messenger RNA from [Candida] anglica, 750 nucleotides. The record is from the annotation of a GenBank genome assembly. NCBI's taxonomy places the organism in Eukaryota, Fungi, Ascomycota, Pichiomycetes, Serinales, Debaryomycetaceae.
AUGGCCACCCGACAGUCACAAAAACGUCUCACAAAGGAAUACAAGACUAUAGUAGCCAACCCACCACCUUAUAUUACUGCCAAGCCAAACGAUGAGAAUAUCUUAGAAUGGCAUUUCAUCAUCACAGGUCCUCCCAGCACUCCGUUUGAAGAUGGCCAGUACCAUGGGAUGCUUAGAUUCCCUCAUGAAUACCCUUUUAAACCGCCAUCAAUCCUGAUGGUUACCCCUAAUGGACGUUUCCAAUGUAACACAAGACUUUGUUUAUCCAUGAGUGAUUACCAUCCAGAUACCUGGAACCCUGCAUGGAGUGUGGCCACGAUUUUAACUGGUUUACUUUCAUUUAUGACCGGUGAUGAAAGUACCACUGGGUCUAUUGUAACCAAUGAUUUCCUCAAACGUAAAUUGGCAGCUGCUAGUAAAAAUUGGAAUGUCACCGAGAAUCAUAGAUUUGUUAAGCAAUUCCCAACGAUUGCCAGUCAGAAUCGGUUAGAUAUUGAAGAACAAAGACGUAAAGAUCAAGAACUUUUAAUAAAUGGUUCGGGUGCAGGCGCCGCCUCCACUUCGAAAAAAUCGGUGGAACAACCGAUCAAUCUUCAAGAGAAUUUGGAUCUGUUGGAUCCUGAAGAUCGUGCACGUCUUAUUGUAGAACAAGACGACCCCGUGUCUAGCACAUGGAUGCAAACCUACACUGUGAUUGGUGUCAUAUUGGCUGGAAUUGUGGCUGCAUCUUUAAACAUACUUUGGAGAUAG